Messenger RNA from Lonchura striata (white-rumped munia), 2679 nucleotides. The record is from RefSeq and is a predicted model, not a curated record. NCBI's taxonomy places the organism in Eukaryota, Metazoa, Chordata, Aves, Passeriformes, Estrildidae.
AUGGACACCAGGACAAACACCUGGACAAACGGACAAACAGACACCAGGACAAAUGGACACCAGGACAGACGGACACCGGGACAAGCGGCGUCCCCGCCCUCAGGACGGACAGACCGACAGACGGACGGACGGACAGACCGCCCCCCCCACCUCCCCGUGCCCACCUGCACCGGGGGUUGCCCCCGGAGCGCCCCCAGGACGGCGGCGGCGGCGGCGGCGGCUCCGAGCGCGGCGGCGGCGAGAGCGGCGAGCGCGGCCAGCGCCGGGGCCGGGCGGCGGCACCGGCAGCGCGCCCGCGGCUGCUUCUGGUCCCGGUUCCGCUCCCGGGCCCGGUUCUGGUCCCGGUUCCGCUCCAAGUCCCGGUUCUGGUCCCGGUUCCGCUCCCAGUCCCGGUUCUGGUCCCGGUUCCGCUCCAAGUCCUGGUUCCGCUCCCAGUCCCGGUUCUGGUCCCGGUUCCGCUCCCAGUCCUGGUUCCGCUCCCAGUCCCGGUUCUGGUCCCAGUUCCGCUCCCAGUCCCGGUUCUGGUCCCGGUUCCGCUCCCAGUCCCGGUUCUGGUCCCGGUUCCUCUCCCGGUCCCGGUUCUGGUCCCAGUUCCGCUCCCAGUCCCGGUUUUGGUUUUGGUCCCAGUUCUUUUCCCGGUCCCGGUCCCGGUUCUGCUCCCAGUUCUGUUCUGGUUCUGGUGCCCGUUCUGGUCCCGGUUCUGGUCCCGGUUCUGGUCCCAAUUCUGGUCCCGGUUCUGCUCCCAAUUCUGGUGCCCGUUCUGGUCCCGGUUCUCCUGGUGGCCCCAAGGUCCCCAUGGUGGCCCCAAGGUUCUCCUGGUGUCCUCAAGGUUCUCCUGGUGUCCUCAAGGUGGACACGACGAGUCCCCGUCACGGUGGCGAGCUGGUGGCCGAGGUCCUGCGGGCCCACGGCGUCCAGUUCAUCUUCACGCUGCCCGGUGGCCACAUCUCGCCCGUGCUGGUGGCCUGCGAGAAGAUCGGCAUCCGCGUGGUGGACACGCGCCACGAGGCCACCGCCGUCUUCGCCGCCGACGCCGUCUCGCGCCUCUCGGGCCGCAUCGGCGUGGCGGUGGUGACGGCGGGUCCUGGGGUCACCAACGCGGUGACGGCCGUGAAGAACGCGCAGAUGGCCGAGUCGCCGCUGCUGCUGCUGGCCGGGGCGGCCGCCCGGCUGCAGAAGGGCCGCGGGGCGCUGCAGGCCAUUCCGCAGGUGCCGCUGCUGCGGCCGCUGUGCAAGUCCUGCGUCUCCGUGGGCUCCGUGCGCCGCCUCGUCCCCGUCCUGCGCCGCGCCCUGGCCACGGCCGCCGGCGGCACGCCCGGUCAGCGGGACCCCUGCCCGGAAUUCCCAAAAUUCCCAAAAGAAUUCCCCAAAAAACCCCCAGAAAAUUCACAAAUAUCCACCAAAAAUCCACAAAAAUCCCGGCGAAUUCACGAAAAAACCCGGCAAUGGUACCUGCGGCAGUACCUGGCCGAUGUCUUCGCCGGCGCCUGGGAGCCGCGGGAGCUGAGCCCGCUGCCCGUCAGCGUGCCCCGCGCCAGCCCGAGAGAGGUGCAGCUGUGCUCAGAGCUGGUCCCAAGGGUGCCAUUUCAGGGUCCCUAGGGUGCCAUUUCGGGCUCCCAAGGGUGCCAGCGCCCCCGCUCUGUCCCCAGCUCGGCCCUGCAGUCCCUGGGGGUCCCGUGCUACCUGGGGGGGGCGGCGCGGGGGCUGCUGCCCCCCGAGUGUCCCCUGCUGCUGCGGCACAACCGGCGGCAGGCGCUGCGCGACGCCGACCUGGUGCUGCUGGCAGGCACCGUCUGUGAUUUCCGGCUGUCCUACGGGCGCCUCUUCGGCCGCGGCGCCGCCGUCGUCGCCGUCAACCGGGACCGGGCGCAGCUGCGCCUCAACGCCGACGUCUUCUGGACCCCGCGGCUGGCCGUGCACGGUGACCCCGCGGCGCUGCUGGUGGCGCUGGCCCGGAGCCUGCCGGGCCUGCCGAGCCCCCGGGAGUGGCUGCGGCGGCUGCGGGAGGCCGAGGAGGAGCGGGAGCGGCACAUCCGGGCCAUGGCCGCCGUGUCCCCGCCACGUCACCUGAACCCGCUGGCGCUGCUGCUGGCCCUGGACCGGCUCCUGUCCCCCCGGAGUCUCUUGGUGGCCGACGGCGGCGACUUCGUGGCCACGGCCGCCUACAGCGUCCGGCCCCGGCGGCCGCGCGCCUGGCUGGACCCCGGUCCCUUCGGCACGCUGGGCGUGGGCGGAGGAUUCGCGCUCGGGGCCAAACUCUGCCGGCCCGAGGCUGAGGUGUGGAUCCUGUACGGGGACGGAUCCCUGGGCUUCAGCCUGAUGGAGUUCGACACCUUCGUGCGCCACAAGGUCCCGGUCAUCACCCUGGUUGGCAACGACGCCGGCUGGACCCAGAUCAGCCGCGAGCAGCUCCCCCUGCUGGGCAGCGCCGUGGGCUGCAGCCUCAGCUACAGCGAUUACCACGCGGUGGCGACGGCGCUGGGCGGCCGCGGCUUCGUCCUGGACAGCGCCGGGGACACCGGAGGGGACACCGGAGGGGACACCGGCGGGGACAUCGAGGACAGGGUGGUGGCCGUGCUGAGGGCGGCGCAGGCCGAGUGCCACCGAGGCCACCCCGUCCUCGUCAACGCCCUGCUGGGCCCCAGCGACUUCCGGCAGGGCUCCGUGUCCGUGUGACCC